This is a messenger RNA of Topomyia yanbarensis, 761 nucleotides long. RefSeq names its product NADH dehydrogenase [ubiquinone] 1 beta subcomplex subunit 10 (gene ND-PDSW). The record is from RefSeq and is a predicted model, not a curated record. Bases 159 to 656 code for a protein of 165 amino acids. The transcript is spliced from 5 exons. NCBI's taxonomy places the organism in Eukaryota, Metazoa, Arthropoda, Insecta, Diptera, Culicidae.
UUAUAUAUUCACUCUGCUCUGAACCUCUGCCGUCGACCACUGUACACCCAACUUAACUUGAACGUCAACAUUAAAAUUUCGUGAUAUCUGUUUCCACUUUUCUUGUAGCAUUUCAGUUCGUGCUUAGAUUUGCAUAAAAUACGUAAAAACAUCCAAUAAUGCCGGAAGCACCUGCUCGAAAUUCCCUGGAUAGUUUCUUAAAUGCUAUUGAUGCUGUCAUCGAUGGCCCCGUUACCUGGUUCCGAGAAACAAUCGUUGAGCCGAAUCGCAAAAAUUAUGCAUGGUAUCACCAGAAGUUCCGCCGGGUGCCAACCGUUGACAAGUGCUACACCGAUGAUGCGGUGUGUUUCUUCGAGGCUAACAACCAAUUCAAGCGGGAUAAGCUUGUCGACAGCGAGAUCCUAAACAUCCUGCGCCAACGGUUUGAAGACUGUGUCCUGUAUGAACAACCGGAUCACAUGAGAAAAUGUCGCCCGUUAAUGGAUGUGUACGAGAAAGCAGCUGAAAACUGGUUUAUUAAAUACGGUGAUCUUGGAGGCUACGCUAACGCUAAGUCUUGCUACAUGAAGCAGAAGCAUCGUAUGGUUUGGGAAAGACGCCACGGCCCGGUCGGUUCUGGAAUGAAGCACUCGGAUGAUACCACCGAUGAACAUUGAAGUCACUUUGUGUGAGUGUGUGGUUCAAUACGAGCCCACAUUGGUGGAGAAUAGUAGAGUUGGUAACGAUCGCAUUGAAAUUCUGUAAAUAAAAUAAAAACUGAA